GUUGUUUAUUUAUUUAUUUAUUUGUUUGUUAUUGUUCUUGUGGACUAUUUGGUGCCAACUUGUGGCAGCAGAAUUGACCUCGCACUUCUCUUCUACUUCGCUUGCUUCCAACCCGAAGCUGCUUCGAGUUGCACUGGAUCUCACUACGCCGCUUGGCUAUGGAGGACGGUAAGCUGGAUGCGAGGAUUGAGGCUCUGCUGAAUGAAGAGAAACAAGUGCGUCUUGCUGCGGAUGUCGCUGGCACCAAGAAGGUGGUGACUGAAAUCAUUCGAUUGUGCUAUGAAGGCAAGGCAUGGAAGACCCUUAAUGAGCAAAUUCUGCUUCUGUCGAAGCGACGGUCACAACUUAAGCAAGCUGUGACUGCGAUGGUGCAGCAAGCUAUGCAGUAUAUUGAUGAAACUCCAGACGUAGAAACUCGAAUUGAGUUGAUUCAGACUCUCAACACUGUAUCUGCAGGGAAGAUAUAUGUGGAGAUAGAAAGAGCACGUUUAAUCAAGAAGCUAGCGAAGAUCCGUGAAGAACAAGGGCAAAUUGCUGAAGCCGCAGAAUGCAUGCAAGAAGUUGCAGUGGAGACCUUCGGUGCUAUGGCAAAGACAGAGAAAAUUGCUUUCAUUCUAGAGCAGGUUCGGCUUUGCCUCGAUCGCAAGGAUUUUAUUAGGGCUCAGAUCUUGUCGAGAAAAAUUAAUCCUAGAAGUUUUACCGAAACUCCUAAGCAAAAGAAGAAAGCAAAAGAGGGUGACUCUAUGGUAGAGGAACCGGCUCCCGACGUGCCAACACUAUCUGAAUUGAGGCGGAUUUACUAUGAGCUUAUGAUUAGGUACAACGCACACAACCAUGAAUACUUGGAAAUGUGUCGGAGCUAUCAGUGUAUAUACGAGGCCCUGGUCAAGGAUGAAACAUCAUCUUCUGAUACUGCCAUGGCAGUGGAAGGGCAGCCAGAGUGGGUUCCUAUUUUAAGGAAGAUAUGUUGGUACUUAGUUUUGGCGCCUCACGAUCCCAUGCAAUCCAGUUUGAUGAACAGUACGCUUGAAGAUAAGAAGUUGUCCGAGAUUCCUAAGUUUCAAGCGUUGCUUAAACAGUUUGUGACAAUGGAAGUAAUAAGAUGGGACCCCUUUUGGGAAGAUUACAAGAUUGAGUUUGAGGAGGAGGCUAAUCUUCCUGGUGGGGCCCUCGGAGAUCGAGCAGCUGAAGAUCUUCGCCUGCGAGUUAUUGAGCAUAACAUCCUGGUGGUUUCAAAGUACUACUCAAGAAUCACAUUGAAGAGGCUCUCAGAAUUGUUGUGCCUCACUGGCCAGGAAGCCGAGAAGCACCUCUCAGAAAUGGUGGUAUCAAAGGCGUUGGUUGCGAAGGUUGAUAGACCUGCAGGCGUGGUGUGUUUCAUCAGCAAGAUGGACAGCAAUGAUGUUCUCAACUCUUGGGCGGUUAGCAUUGAGAAGUUGUUGGACCUGGUUGAGAAAAGCUGUCACCAAAUCCACAAGGAAACUAUGGUUCAUAAAGUCACACUGAAAGUGCAGUAAUUGCGGCGUAGCCUAUUAACCUAUUCACUUUCGGAACCUGUGUACUUUGCUGAAACCCAUAUCUCCAUGGUGUCAUCAGGUGAAGUACGUGGAGGAUCUGAGUUGCAAUCUUUAACCUGGUCUUGGACAAAAGUUUUAUCUGAGAUUUCUUGGUUGUUCAUUCAUUCGUUUUCCAUGCUGCACAUACAGUGAUUAGUCCAUCGCUGCAAUUUCUCGGCUUGCAUGAGCAUAGUUUUCCAUUGACAAAUUACGCAUUUCGUUGAAAUUCAAAUCCAUUGUUCUCUGAGUGCUCCAUCUCUGAAGAGAAUUUAAGUUCUGGUAGAGUAGUCAUGGAACUGUUAUAACACGUAUUCCCCAUGAAAUCAACUCAUGCUACUCUUGAGGCA
Messenger RNA from Physcomitrium patens, 1903 nucleotides. Its product is annotated as 26S proteasome non-ATPase regulatory subunit 12 homolog A. NCBI's taxonomy places the organism in Eukaryota, Viridiplantae, Streptophyta, Bryopsida, Funariales, Funariaceae. Gene Ontology annotation, cellular component: cytoplasm; proteasome regulatory particle, lid subcomplex. The record is from RefSeq and is a predicted model, not a curated record.